AUGGCAAUGCUCAAUGCCCUGUUGAGCAGCCUGGCCUUACGGUGUGGUACUGGCUCUAGGGUUGGGAGAGACAAGCGGUUGGAGAGAGAAUAUGGCAGGAGUGGAGCUGUACUUCAAAAACUAGGAAAAGCAGAUGAAACAAAAGAUGAACAAUUUGAAGAAUAUGUUCAGAAUUUCAAGCGGCAAGAGGCAGAGGGUUCCAGGCUUCAGAGAGAACUGAGAGGAUAUUUAGCAGCUAUCAAAGGAAUGCAAGAUGCCUCAAAGAAACUUACAGAGUCUCUUCAUGAAGUAUAUGAACCAGACUGGUAUGGACGAGAAGACGUGAAAAUGAUUGGAGAGAAAUGUGACGAACUCUGGGAAGACUUCCAUCAAAAACUGGUGGAUGGGUCAUUAUUGACCUUGGAUACGUAUCUAGGACAAUUUCCUGAUAUCAAAACUCGCAUUGCAAAACGAAGCAGAAAGCUAGUGGACUUUGACAGUGCAAGACAUCAUCUAGAAGCCCUGCAGAGCUCAAAAAGAAAAGAUGAAGGCAGAAUUACCAAGGCAGAAGAAGAAUUUCAAAAAGCACAGAAAGUUUUUGAAGAGUUUAACACUGAUUUACAAGAAGAGUUGCCAUCUCUGUGGUCACGACGAGUUGGCUUCUAUGUGAACACCUUCAAAAAUGUAUCCAGCCUCGAAGCCAAGUUUCACAAGGAAAUAGCUUUACUAUGUCACAAACUAUAUGAAGUAAUGACGAAGCUGGGAGAUCAGCACGCAGACAAGGCCUUCACCAUUCAAGGGGCACCAAGUGAUUCAGGUCCACUCCGCAUUGCAAAAACACCGUCACCACCAGAGGAGGUCUCUCCCCUGCCCAGCCCUACUGCAAGUCCCAACCAUAUGCUGGCACCAGCAUCUCCUGCACCAGCCCGACCUAAGUCACCCACACAGCUGAGGAAAGGUCCACCAGUCCCACCACUACCCAAGCUCACGCCUACAAAGGAGCUGCAGCAGGAGAAUAUCAUUAACUUCUUUGAUGAUAACUUUGUCCCAGAAAUCAGUGUGACGACCCCAUCACAGAAUGAAGUUCCUGAAGCUAAGAAAGAAGAAUCUUUGCUAGAUUUGGACUUUGACCCUUUCAAGCCAGAAAUUGUAUCCACGGGAGUUAUUCAUUCACCAAUGUCUCAGACAUUGCCGUGGGAUCUGUGGACGACAAGCAGCGAAUUGGUGCAGCCGGCAUCCAGCACAGCAUUUAAUGGAUUUGCACAGGAUACCUCUGCAUUUGCAGUGCAAUCAAAUGAGAACAUGGCAGAACCAUUGACCGAGGCUGAAGAAGCUCCAGCUGGAGAACCCAAGGUUGAGGAAGCCCUUGCUGCUGCUCCUGCAGAAAAGGAGGCCAUCCUCACUGAACCUGCCGAGCCAGCAGACCAGGCUGUGGUCAGUGUCGAGGCAGGGGAUAAGGAGACAACUGGAGUUGCUGAGAAAGAAAGCGAGGUGGUACCUGUCAGCGAGGGAGCUGUGGCAGCAGAAGAUGACAUGGCUGUGGCAGCAGGAACUGGUGAUGCCGCUGAGCAGGAGAGUGUUGCUGAAGGUGACAAACCUCAGGGAGAAGAAAAGGAGGUGUCUCUUUCCCACAACAAGGUCAGCAGCAUCCCUUCAGUAGUAAUAGAGCCAGCAUCAAACAAUGAAGGGGAGGGAGAAGAACAUGAAGUUAUCAUGAAUGAGUCCAAAGAUGCUGCAACAGAGAUGGGCACUCAGGACACUGACAUAUCUCACAGUGAAACUUCCCAAGCUGGAAGUGAGCAGAAACCCGCUGAAGAUAUCCAGACUUCACCUUCUCAAGAUCAGCCUGUUGCAGCAGAAGAUGCAGCUUCUGCAGUGCCACCUGGCUUUCUCUUUAAGGUUGACUUCUUCAUUGUUCUUUUAGACAUCCUUUCAGAUCUAGCUCCUGUAGAUGCGUUUGUCUGCACGAAUACUCUGAUGGUUUCUUGA
Molecule: messenger RNA, 1968 nt
Organism: Apaloderma vittatum (bar-tailed trogon)
Lineage: Eukaryota; Metazoa; Chordata; Aves; Trogoniformes; Trogonidae
Gene: AMPH
Product: amphiphysin
Exons: 20
Coding region: 1-1968 (655 amino acids)
Biological process (GO): synaptic vesicle endocytosis
Cellular component (GO): plasma membrane; synaptic vesicle; cytoplasm
Molecular function (GO): protein binding; phospholipid binding
Source: RefSeq, a predicted model, not a curated record